AUGUCCAAACAGAUACGUGCAAUUCUGGUUAUACUCCAAGGUAUUAAUGAGACUUUGAACUUAUGCAUAUGCAGAAGUAAAAUACCCCAAGUGAUCAAUCCGAUUAAAAUAAACCGCAAGAGCUUUCAACAUAGUGAGAAGAUUGUUAUACUAAUACACGGCUAUGCGGGCAAUCGUGACGGGCCCCCAAAUAACUCGAUUCGUCCGGCUCUUCUAAAAUACAAGAAUGUCAAUGUCAUAUCUGUGGACUAUGCUCCACUAGUGAAGUAUCCCUGUUAUUUCGAGGCUGUGCAAAAUGUACGCCUAGUUGCCAAUUGUCUAUCCCAAAUGAUCAAUGUUCUGGUCGGUAAAAAUAUCGUCAAAAAUGCCAACUUGCAUGUGAUUGGCUUUGGUCUGGGCGCUCAGGUAGCUGCUCCAUAG
Messenger RNA from Drosophila navojoa, 420 nucleotides. Its product is annotated as phospholipase A1 2-like. NCBI's taxonomy places the organism in Eukaryota, Metazoa, Arthropoda, Insecta, Diptera, Drosophilidae. The record is from RefSeq and is a predicted model, not a curated record.